Molecule: messenger RNA, 4318 nt
Organism: Lycium ferocissimum
Lineage: Eukaryota; Viridiplantae; Streptophyta; Magnoliopsida; Solanales; Solanaceae
Product: TMV resistance protein N-like
Exons: 8
Coding region: 140-4318 (1392 amino acids)
Biological process (GO): signal transduction; defense response
Molecular function (GO): ADP binding
Source: RefSeq, a predicted model, not a curated record
CCCUUAAAGACUAGGAAUAGUGAAAAAGGUGGAAUCUUGCUCUUUAUUAAGCACCAGAGCCAGCCAAUUAUUUGAGUUAUCUCACCAUAUAUCCAAAGCUGAGAAUUUUCCUGUUAGUCUUUAGCAAUAUUCUUUAACAAUGUCUCAUGCUUCAUCUUCCAAAGUUUGCAAGUAUGGUGCUUUUUUGAGUUUUAGAGGUCCAGAUACCCGUAAGAACUUUGUGAGUCAUCUCUAUAAUGCUUUAGAACAAAGAGGAAUUGAUGCUUUUAAAGAUGAUGAGCGGUUAGAAACGGAAAAAUCUAUUUCUAAUGAACUACUGAAAGCCAUAGAAGAGUCCAGAUUUUCCAUUGUGAUAUUUUCAAAAAGCUAUGCAUCCUCAAGAUGGUGCUUAGAGGAGCUUGCUCACAUCAUAAAGUGCCGAAAUGAAUUGGAUCAGAUUGUGAUUCCAAUUUUUUAUGAUGUGAGUCCAUAUGAUGUAAGCCAUCAAAAUUCACCAUUCGCUGAGUCGUUUUCCCAACACGAGGAAAAACACAAAGAUGAUUUGGAGAAGGUUCAAAGAUGGAGAGAAGCAUGUAAGCAAGCUGGGAAAAUAUCAGGGUACCAUUUACAAGUGCAAGUAAGAUUUCUUUCUUUUGUUUUUUCUGUUCUGUUUGUUUUUCUUGACCUCUUCUUUAUUUUGUACCAUAUCCUUUUUUCUUCUUCUUAUUUAAAUCCGAUGACGUUUGUUCCGUUGGAAUAUGGGGAAUGGGCGGUAUUGGGAAGACAAAAAUUGCAAGUGUUAUAUAUGAGAGAUCAUCAAUUUGAAGCUUAUUGUUUUCUUGAUGAUGUUGGAGAAAUGUGCCGAAAAAAGGGACUUAAGUGGCUACAGAAAACUCUUAUCUGCAAGUUAUUUGGAAAAAAGAUGAAUGUAACUAGUGAAUGUGAUGGAACCAUAAUUAUAAAGAAUGGGCUUCGCUGGAAGAAAGUUUUGCUCAUUCUUGACAAUGUAGACCAUCUAUGUCAACUAGAGUUUAUAGUUGGAGGGACAGAGUGGUUUGGCAGGGGUAGUAGAAUUUUGAUUACUACAAGAGACAAGCACCUGAUAACCACUCAUGUGAAGGAGGAUAAAGUAUAUGAAGUCCUACUAUUAUCUGAGACUGAAGCUCUUGAACUGUUUUGCAUGCAUGCUUUCAAAAGAAAAUCUCCAGAGAGAGAUUUUGCGGAACUUUCAAGUGAAGUGGUGAAGUAUGCUGAUGGACUCCCUUUAGCUCUUAAAGUUUUGGGUUCUUCUGUUUAUGGACGAAACAAAGAGCAUUGUAGACAAAUAAUUGAUAGAUUGAAGAAGAUCCCUAAUGAUGACAUUCUAGGAAAACUUAAGAUUGGUCUUGAUGGGUUGAAUAAAGAUGAGAUGAGAAUAUUCCUAGAUAUCGCAUGCUUGUACAAUCAUAGAUCAAGAGAUGAUGUGGAACGAAUACUUAAGAGUUGUAGUAUUGACUUAAUAGGAAUAAAUUACCUCAUCGAAAAAUCUCUCUUAUCCAUCAGAGGUGGCUACAGGUUUGAGAUGCAUAAUUUGAUAAGAGGAAUGGGUGAAAAUGUGUCAAGGGAAGAGUAUGCAAACAGCAGAAUAUGGCUUUCUGAGGAGGUUCAUGACCUUUUUACUGGAAAGUUGAAACCAAAAAAGGUGGAAAGCCUAUGUAUCCCAAAAGGUUACCGUUUUGAAGAUGAUCAUGUAAAUCAUAGCAAGGUAUUCAAGAGGAUGCAAAACUUACAGGUAUUGAUACUUGGUCAUGAAACUAUUUGCUCGGAUAGCGCUAUCACUUAUCUUCCUUCUAGCCUGCGGUGUCUGGAAUGGCCGAACUAUCCGUCAAGUUCAUUACCGGAGGGGUUUGAACCAUCACAUCUCGUCAGCCUUAGAUUAUUUAGAGGUCGGGUUGUCGAACUUUGGUCAAUAUCAAAGAAAUUGAGCAACUUGAAGCAUUUGGAGCUAAGCGAGAGCCUUGGGUUAACAAAAACCCCUAAUUUUGGUGAUAUGCCAAACUUGGACACACUAAUUUUACAGGGGUGUAACAAUUUGGAAGAGGUUCAUCCCUCUCUUGGACAUUGCAGAAUGCUUACAAAAUUGUAUUUGAUAAAUUGUGGCAAACUUAAGAAUCUUCCAAAAUUGGAAUUGAGCAACUUGAAGCAUUUGAUUCUAAGCCAGUGCGGUAGAUUAACAGAAACCCCUAAUUUUGGUGAUAAGCCAAACUUGGAGACACUAAUUUUACAGGGGUGUAAGAAUUUGGAAGAGGUUCAUCCCUCUCUUGGACAUUGCAGAAUGCUUACAAAAUUGUAUUUGACAAAUUGUGGCAAACUUAAGAAGUUUCCAAAAUUGGGAUUGAGCAACUUGAAGCAUUUCAUUCUAAGCAGGUGCGGUAGGUUAACAGAAACCCCUAAUUUUGGUGAUAAGCCAAACUUGGAGACACUAUAUAUAUUUGAGAGUGAGAAUUUGGAAGAGGUCCAUCCAUCUCUUGGACAUUGCAGAAUGCUUAAUUUUUUGCAUUUGUGGGGUUGUGAAAAACUUAAGAAGCUUCCAAAUUUUGUUACCAUGGAAUCUCUUGAGACUCUCCACCUCUUCAGAUGCACAAGUUUAGAAGAAUUUCCAAAAAUCUGUGGAGAUAUGCGGCGGUUAUCAACACUCUGUGUAGAAUCCCCCUGGAUAAGAAGCCUACCCCCAUCUCUCAGCAACCUUGGACAUUUGGAAUUGAAAAAUUGUAAAGUUAUUGGAAGUAUUCCGGACACUAUCCGAAAUCUUAAAUAUCUCUCGAUUGAAGGUUGCAGUAAACUUGCAACGCUGCCAAACAGCCUCUUUGAAUCAGGUCAAUUGGAAGAGAUUCAUAUAAACAAAUGUUCUGAAUUGGAAGAGCUCCCCAUAUCUCUUGGAGUUCAAAAGAAGCUUGUUGAGUUAGUCUUAAAAGGAUGUGAGAACUUAAAGAAGCUUCCAAGCUCUAUUCAGGCGGAAUCCCCUAGAGAACUCGAGAUAUCUAAUUGCCCAAAAUUAGAUACAUUUCCAGAAAUCAACGGAGAUAUGCAUAGCUUAAAAGAACUGACCAUAAAAUCUACUGGGAUAAGAGAACUGCCUUCAUCCAUUGGGAAUCUGAGUGGCCUCACUGAGCUCUAUUUAAAAGGUUGUGAAGAUCUUGUAAGUCUACCAAACAGCCUCUGUAAUUUGAAGAAUCUUCGAAGUCUUAUCCUCUUGGGAUGCAGAAAGCUAGAGAAGCUUCCCGAAAAAAUGGGUGAUCUGCAAGCAUUACGGACACUUGAUGCAAGCGAAACUGCAAUCAACCAACCACCUCCCUCCAUUACCAGUCUUGGCAACCUGACGAAGUUAUGUUUCUCACAUCAACAACAAGUUCAACACUCCUCGAGUUUCGUCUUGCAUCAAGUAUCAGGUUUAUCCUCCUUGAUAGAACUUGAUCUUAGUAAUCGCAACAUAUUGGGUGGACUUCCUGAGGAUUUAGGAUCUUUGCAAUCUUUGGAAUGCUUAGAUGUUAGCGGAAGCAAUAUUUCUUGUUUACCCAAAAGCAUCAAAGAACUCUCACAGCUUAAAACCCUGGACGUGCAAUUCUGUCAGAAUCUUAAUGAACUGCCAGGAGAGCUACCCCCAAAUUUAAAGGCGCUACGUGCAGAUUAUCUUUUAGACUCGAAGAGCAUCAGAGAUCUAAUAAAUCAGUGUCUUAAGUUGUGUUAUCUCCAGAUAUCAUGGGGUGGUUAUGAAAAUUCCGAAUGCCAAGUUAAUGUGUUGAAGUCCCUACAACAUUUAACUAGGACAUGCAUCCAGUACUGUGACUUCCACCAAAGGGAUUAUUUUAGCAUUUUUUUUCCCGAAGUCAGAAUUCCAGAGUCGUUCCGUUAUGAGCUAACAAAUCAAGAGAAGAUCUCUAUUAAUCUGAUCCCAUCUUCGUAUACCGAUAAAUUCACGGGAAAUGAAGUAUGUUCGGGAAUUCGCCUGAGUAUGGCGAAGGAAGCAGUGAAUAACGCAAAAUCACGAGCUCUUUCCGAUUCGGCAAAAAGAUACUACAGUAAAACUGAAAUUGGCUGCUCUAUGAUACUUGAGCAACCAGAGCCAUCACUCGCUUCUAGUUCGCAGGCGUCUGCUGACCAUGAUAUUGCCAUAGAUAGGGGACUAUAUUUAGAGUAUGAGAAUAAAGCUCUAGAGGUGGAUCAAGCAGGAGUGGCAGUGCAAAAUGAAUCUGAACCUCAGAAUGUUGAGCUGAUUAGAGAACUAGGAAGCAUCUAUCCAAUCAGACAUUCAAAACAAAGAAGACAUAAUGAUCAAAGUCAAAUGCCAGGAGCUAUGUAA